AUUCCUUUCAUAUCGAUAAACCAGAAGCAAUUGCAGAGAAAAGUACAGUAAGUUAUUAACUUAACUCUACUCAAAACUCCACUCAACACUAACCACUUUCCAUUUUAAACAUCUAACAGAAAAACACGACGGCGUAACCGCAACGCUAAUUAUUAUCCUCAAUCGCCACCAUGUCUCAUCGUCAAAAUCAAAACCAACAACAACCUCUGUUAGAAGACCAAGAAGACGAAACGGCGUACGACUCCUCCGACAAAAUCGUCAUUAUCGGAGAAGACGAAUCCGAAUACGAAACAGACAUCGACAACGGAGUUCGGACUCCGUCUUUUUCAUGGAAGAAGCUCUGGCUAUUCAGCGGUCCUGGUUUUCUAAUGAGUAUAGCUUUUCUCGAUCCUGGAAACUUGGAGGGGGAUCUUCAAUCCGGUGCGAUUGCUGGCUACUCGUUGUUGUGGUUGCUUAUGUGGGCUACGGCUAUGGGGCUUCUUAUUCAGCUUUUGUCGGCCAGGUUGGGUGUGGCUACGGGGAGACAUUUGGCUGAGCUUUGUAGAGAGGAGUAUCCUAGUUGGGCUAGGAUUGUUCUUUGGUUGAUGACGGAGGUUGCGCUUAUUGGGUCGGAUAUUCAAGAGGUUAUUGGAAGUGCUAUUGCUAUUAGGAUUUUGAGUAAUGGCUUUGUUCCUCUUUGGGCUGGUGUUGUUAUUACUGCUUUUGAUUGUUUUAUUUUCCUCUUUCUUGAGAACUAUGGUGUGAGGAAAUUGGAGGCAUUUUUUGCGGUUCUGAUUGCUGUAAUGGCUCUUUCUUUUGCAUGGAUGUUUGGUAAAGCAAAGCCAGAUGGUGUCGAUGUUCUUGUUGGUAUUUUGGUUCCUAAACUUAGCUCCAGAACUAUACAACAAGCUGUCGGAGUUGUUGGUUGCAUUAUUAUGCCUCACAAUGUAUUUUUACAUUCGGCUCUUGUUCAAUCAAGACGGGUUGACCCGAAAAAGAAAGGCCGUGUUCAAGAAGCUCUUAAAUACUACUCGAUAGAGUCCACCAUUGCGCUCGUUGUCUCCUUUGUCAUUAACAUAUUUGUCACAACUGUGUUUGCUAAGGGCUUUUACGGUACCGAAAUAGCCAAUAGGAUCGGUCUCGUAAACGCAGGGCAGUAUCUUCAGGAGAAGUAUGGAGGUGGAGUAUUCCCAAUCCUUUAUAUAUGGGCUAUUGGGUUAUUAGCAGCUGGUCAAAGCAGUACUAUUACCGGUACAUAUGCUGGACAGUUCAUCAUGGGUGGCUUUCUGAAUUUGAAGUUGAAAAAAUGGAUGAGGGCGUUGAUUACGCGGAGUUUCGCAAUCAUUCCAACCAUGAUUGUUGCUCUUAUAUUUGACACCUCAGAGGAAUCAUUAGAUGUUCUAAAUGAAUGGCUUAAUGUUCUUCAGUCAGUACAAAUCCCGUUCGCAUUGAUUCCUUUGCUUUGUUUGGUGUCGAAGGAACAGAUAAUGGGCACUUUCAAGAUCGGCUCUGUCCUCAAGACUAUUUCAUGGCUGGUGGCUGCUCUGGUGAUAGUGAUAAAUGGCUAUCUUUUGCUGGAAUUCUUUUCCUCUGAAGUGAAUGGAGCAGCGAUCACUGCUGUUGUGAGCGUAAUAACAGCUGCAUAUGUUGCAUUCAUAAUUUACCUUAUUUCGAACUCCGUUACUAUUUCAUCAUGGCAAAGAUUAAUUGGAUCAAAGACAGUUACCACCACCACGGAGAGUUGAGCAGUCACAAAGACAGUAGCUACCACGCAAAGUUUAGCAGUUAAUCUUAUAUCGUAAAAUCAUGAAUUAGAACAUGAUAUGCUGCUAAAGGAUAUUGAAUUUGAAUCAAUAUUUGCGCCUUGUUAUGUUAUUUAUAUAUCUAAUUUACAAUCAUUCAGGGGCAGUGGCACCUUAUUGGUUGUUUGUACUUCAAUGAAACAAGUCAGAGUAGAUUUUACUGCACUACUGUAAAAUUUGAUUUACAAUGGAGCUGUAAUCAUACCUUUUAAGAUUAUGAUGUUAAGAAUAUUGUUUUUA
Messenger RNA from Vicia villosa (hairy vetch), 2021 nucleotides. Its product is annotated as metal transporter Nramp3.1-like. Gene Ontology annotation, biological process: defense response to bacterium; metal ion transport; positive regulation of reactive oxygen species metabolic process. Gene Ontology annotation, molecular function: manganese ion transmembrane transporter activity; cadmium ion transmembrane transporter activity. NCBI's taxonomy places the organism in Eukaryota, Viridiplantae, Streptophyta, Magnoliopsida, Fabales, Fabaceae. Gene Ontology annotation, cellular component: vacuolar membrane. Bases 171 to 1724 code for a protein of 517 amino acids. The record is from RefSeq and is a predicted model, not a curated record. The transcript has 4 exons.